CUUACAAGAUUUUGUUGUAUAGGUAGUAUUUCGAUACACAAUAAGUAAACCUUUUUUAGUUAUUUUUUAUUUUUAUAUAGAUGGACAGAAAACUACUACUGUUGUGACAGCAGAUACGACAAUAUCAUCUGAAUCAAUUCUGAAUAACAAGAAUGUACCGGAAAAUGUUAUUACUGUGCAAGGAUUGAUACAAAAACACUUUGACAUUCCUCUGAUAAUUGCAGAGGAUGAACCAAAAGUGUAUAGUUUCAUUAAAAGUGCUCAAUUGUUGAAUUCUAAUGAAAUUCGCAACGAAAAAACGAAAAUCGACCAAUUUAUGGAGAACUUAGUCGAUGACUCUUAUGUUGCACGUGGCCUAGGUUUGAUUACUGCAACUGUUGGACGUCAAUCAGAAUUUUACUUGUACUCAAAAUAUGAUAAUAAUUUUGAUAACAUCUCAAUUAGACUCAAUGGACGGAACGGUGAAAUUGGUCAAAUCACAAUAUUAAGCAAAAACCCUGCAAAUAUUGUUGAACCAAAAUCAAUUCCCAUGGACUAUAUUUAUGAUAAAGAUCGAAUCAAAGUUAUUUACACACCAUUCGCAGAAGGAGUGUAUACAUUAACUCUAGUACGAAACAGUUUAUCCAUUUGCCGCUCUCCAUACUACAUAUCAGUAGAAAAAAGCCCGACAAAUUCUAGAUCUCAAAUUCGGUUAGGCACAAAGAAAUAUAAACCAGUAACUAAGUGUUCUAAAUCUAAACAGUCAUCUCUUGAAACAUGUGACAAUAGUAUACCUGUCAUUGAACCCAGCAAACCAUCUAUUUGUAAAAAUAUUCUUCCAGAAUCUGAAAAAACCCCUAAACGAACAGACGUUAUGUCUAUUGUCACAAAAUUUGAAUCAAAUAGUGUAAAUUUCAAAAAAAGGGUUCAUAAAAAUACAUCUAGCAUAUCCGAAAAAAGUUCGGAAGCUGAUAUGAUCAAUGAAAUUCCAAAGUAUUCGAAUAUUCUACCAAAAAUUGAAACCUACAACAUCCAUGAUACUUAUGUCAGUGAUUUAAAUGUACCUAAAAUUCAUUCAAAAACAAAAUCCACUGACAAAAACUUUUGGAAUGACGUAGAUAUUACCUAUAAAAAUAGUAAAGCAAGUGAUAUAAAUACUAUAGAUUCUGAAAGUGAGCGAAUAAAGAAGCCCAUGACAAAGUUCAAUGAACAUGUUGGAAUUACAAAAGAUAUACCUGAGGUAAAAAAUGUAUCAUCAACUCGCUUACAACCUACAAACAGUGUAUUGGUGGAAAGUUUGAAAAUUGAGAAUUUACAUAAUGUAAAAAAACACAAUCAAACGUUUAAAACAAUUGAACUUAUGGACGAAAAUAAACUGAUUGAAAAACUUUUAGACCCUACCACUAGAAUAUAUGAAUCCGAAAUCAAAUGCAUAGACAACGAACCAUGUAUACAAAAUGAAGUAUCGUGUUUUGAUGAUGAAGACAGAAAAACUGUAGUUGUAAUGGACAAUAACGAGAUAGAAUCAAAUCCAAAUGAUACUGUGACUCAACAAAUUAUUGAUUCGGCACAAUACAAUAUUAAUACUCCUUUUGCAAGUGUUAUUACAAAAAUAACUAAUAGUAUUUGUGAAAAAUGUUCCAUACAAGUGUUAAAAAUAAUUUCCGAGUUUCCUAGGGAUAUAAACAUAACACAUAAAAACAAUUCAAAUGAAAUGCAGUCAAGCUUUGAAACUCUUCUUGCACAGCCAAUUAGCAUAAAUAUUAAUAUAGAUAAUAUGUUUGAACAGCCCAUUAAUGCCACAAAUGAACAUGAUAGUGAACAUUUACUGACUAAUGGUCAAACAAAAAUAAAACACAUUGGUACAAUCGAUAAAGACAUAAAAUGUAGUCAUCUAAAUGAAAUUGAAUCAAUAGAUAAUGAUUCUGAUGAACUAUGUGGCAAUAUCAAUAACAUGCCUAAAGAAUUAAUGAUAAAACAAAAUAAACACAAUAGUAAAAUAGAUGAGACGAUUAAAGAUGAAAUAUUCGAUCAUAGUAUCGUACCAUUCGCCGAUCAUACGAGAGAUAAACAGUUUGCAGUACGCAAAAACAACGAAUUGUCUACAAAUGAAAUAAUGAAAAUAAAAUAUUCAACAACUAAUGAAGAUAAUGUAUUACACUCCAAUCAAUUUAAUAAUAACACCAUUCAUAAAUCAGAUAGUAAAAUGGAAAUACAUAGACAACAUUUACAGAAAUCCUCAGAACAUAGUAUAGACUUAAUUAAAACAAAUCAGUUUCAUGAAAAUCUCAAUAAAGAAUUGAAUCCUGUAAGUAAAGAGAGUAAUAAACCUUUAGACACAAGUAAUUUAGUAACAAUUAAUUUUGAUAAAAACACAAAUUGUGAACUGGUAACAGAUGAAUUCAAAAUCAAUAACGUUAUUUUCCCGGAUGAAAAUACAAAUAUUCAAAGUUCUGUAAUAAAUAACAUAGUAUUAGCGUCAAAGGAAGUUACAUUAGCGACUACAGAAUAUAAAUCGGAAGAUAAUAAAGAACAGACAAAUAAUAUAUCCUAUAAAGAUGUUACAUUAACUUUGAUCCAGAAUGAAAAACAAAAAUUAAUAAUUGAAAAGUCAAUUGAACCUGUUUUAAACAGUUUCAAAAAUAAAAUGGUUGAAAAAAUUACACAAUUAUAUUUAAAUAGGGAUUUAUUAAAUACAGAUAAUACUUCAACUUUUGAAACUCACGAUAAACAUCUAACAAAUAAUUUACAUGAAAUUCAAAUUAAUAACAACACUAAUAGUACAGAAAUAAUAUUAGACCAACAAAAAACGGAUAAUAACCAUCUACAUAAAUAUGUUGAAAAUAUAAUAAAAACAAAAAUAAAUCCAAAUGGUUUGUAUGCACAUACAUUAGGUGAAAUAAAACUUCAAACACUUGUAAAUACAGCCAUGAAUCACCCAAAUGACCAACAAAUAGACAUUGAGUUUAAAAACAUGAUAAUAGACAACGAUACCCAAGAUGACAAACUAAAGAAAAUUAAUAAUGAUGAAAUAGUACAAGAUCUAGAGGCUGUGUUGGUUGAAAUACCAAGUGUUACAAUAAUUAAAAAUACAGAUGAAAUAAUAUUACCUAAAAACGAAGUAACAGUUACAACUCAAUGUAAAAUCCCAUUAAUAAAUGACUUUGAUAAUAUAGAGAUAGAAAAUACAAACACAGAUAGCAAACAAGAAAUACAAACAAUCAAUGUAAAUGAAAAUGAUACAAUUGUAGAAACUAACGCCGUAGAAAUAAAAGCGUUGCAAGACUUUCAAAAAUCACACAACACAGAAAUUAUAACUCCAUUCAUAGAACUUCGGCCAACACUAGAAACACGGAUAAUGAAUACUUUAGAGCUUGUAACAGUAGAAGAAAAUAGUUCAAAAGAAAUUCAAACUACAAUAGAUAUCAUUGACUCAAUUAAUAUACCCGAAGAAACUGAUGCAGUGGAAAAUAUAGACGAUAAAAAUGAAUACGAAACAGUAAAAUUACAGUUUACGGAAAAUGUAAUAAAAAUACCACAUUUGGUCGAAAAAGAAACUUUAAAUGAAGUUGUACAAAAUACAAGUACGAAAUCAAAUUCAACAGAAAGUGUAUCAAUGCAAGCCGAAAUCGAAUCGCCGGGGUUAACAAAAGUAUGUAGUGCUAAUGAUGUAACUAUAGAAAAAGAUAUUAUAUAUGAAUUACCACCGCCAGCUGAGAAUAUUUUCGAUAAAUCAAAUUCACAAAGCAUACCAACACUUAAUGCAAAAGUUUCAAAAAAUGCGGCAAAAGUAACAAUAGGAAUAAAUACAUCAGACUUACAGUUCUCAAAUACAGCUAUAACAGUAUUAAUCCCAUCAAAAAUACAAUUAAUUGAAAAUAACUCAUUUAUUCUCAAACUAAGGAUAUUAAGUACCUUAGAUAAGUUAGAUGCAAUGGAAAUAUUAACGAUACCUAAAUAUCCAGCAACAUGUGAUACAGAAAAAACAAAAAGGGAAUUACAAAAUACACCAGAACCAACCUUAUCCCCAAACAAGUUAUACAUGAAAAAUAUAAGAUUAGAGAAAAGAGAAACUAUAGAUGAAACUAUACCAACUGAUACUGAAAUUGAAACAUUAGAAUAUCUAAAUAAAUCUGUAAAAAUAAAACCAAUUUCUAAUGAUAUAUUAGAAGAAACUAUGGAAUCAAAAACAGAAAAAAAUACCUUACAUAAAACAUUAAAUCCAAAAUAUAAGGUGACAACUCUAGAAUCGACCGUAAAUGAAAUUAAUUGUGAUAAUACAGAAAACGAGACAACAAUAUCAAUUAGUUCUUCGGCUGGGGAAGUAGUGGAAAAACCUAUAAAAAAACAUACAGAAAUUGAAUCUACACCACUAAUUUAUUCUCAAUGUGAACCUGAUAAAAAGGUUGAUGAGAUGCUUAUUUGUACUGAAGCAGAGACUCCUACCAUUAUUGACAACUCUACGGCACCUUUAGUGGGCAAAAUUGUGGUAGAAUUUGUAACCAAUAAGAAUAAAAUACCUAUUGAAGCAUUAGAAAUUAUCGUACAUGAACAAAUAGAAGAAGACAUUGUAACCGUAAGUGAAAUCAGCCCAACAAUGAAUUCUUUGGGAGCAAUUGUGGAUGAACAAGUAAAUAUAAAAAUCGACGGAUCGGAUACAUACUACGUUAGGUUAGAUGAUAAUGUAAUAAAUACAGGAACAAACACUCGAACAUCAAUUGGUCAAAAUAAUGCAGAAAAAAUUAUUGAAAAAGAAUCUCCGGUACCAAUUAAUACUUUAACGGGAGUAGUCAUGGAAAACCCCAAAAUGAACAUUGCAACUGUAACCGAAACAACAUCAUGUACUAAUUCUGCGACUGAAACCACAGACGUUAAAACAGACGUGGAAAAAGUUAUUGAAGAAGAAUCUCCGUCACCAAUUAGUUCUUCAGGUGAACUAGUGCAGGAAAAUAUGAAUAUGAACAUUAAAACAGAAAACGAAACUUUAUUACCUAUCGAAUCAACCGUGGAAUCAAAUGUGGAACCAAAAAUUGAAAAUAUAACUGAACCUGAAAUCACAUCAUGUACUGAAUCUUCAACUGAAAUUAUUAACAAUCAAUUUCAUGCAGAAAAAAUUGUUGACGAUGUACUAAUUGAUUCUUUAGGUGAAGUAGAGGGGGAAAAUAUGAAUACUAAAAUUGUUACAGUGAAUGAAACACUCUUAUCAAAUUGUUCAACCGAGGAAUCAAUGAUGGAACCAAAAGUAGAAGAAGAUAUAACUGUAGCCACAAAAACAGCAUCUGCUGAUUCUUCUACUUUAACCGUAGAUGUUCAAACAGAUGUGGAAAAAGUUAUUGAAGAAGAAUCUACGGCACCAAAAAAUGUCUUAAGUGAAUUAGUAGUUCUGAAUAUUGAUACAGAAAAUGAAACACUUUUAAAAAUUGAUAAAAUUACUGGAUCUGUGGAAGAAAAGGAAGAAACAGAUGGACUUAUCCAAACUAUAUUACCUAUGAAAUUAACUACGGAAUCAAUAAAGGAACCAAACGGAAUUGAAGAUAUAACUGAAAUCACAUCAUGUACUGAAUCUUCAACAAAAAUAAUACAAUAUCAAGAUCAUGCAGAAAAAAUGUUCGAUCAAGAAGCGCUUCCGGUACCAAUUAAUUUUUUGGAAGAAGAAGUGGAUAGAAAAUCCAAAGUGAUCAUUGAUAUAGAAACUGAAACACAUUUACCAAUUGUAUCAACAAUAGAAACAAUAGAGAAACCAAAAUUGGUUGAAAGUAUUAUAGCAACUGAAAUACCGUAUUGUACUGAAUCAUCAACUGAAAUUACUGACAAGCAAAUUGAUUCAGAUAAUGUAAUUGUUGAACCAUCUCCAACACCAAUUAAUAUUUUAAGUGAAAUUGUAGGGGUAAAAACUAAAUUGAACAUUAAUACAGAAAGCGAAGCAUUAUUACCGAUGCUUAAUUAUGUGGAAGAAAAAGAAGUAAUAGAGGAAACUUCUGAAAUUGUAUUACCAAUUGAAUCAGCAAUGGAAUUUAUACAAGAACCAAAAUUAGAAGAAGAUAUAAUUGAAAUAAAAAUCAGAUCAUAUACCGAUUCUUCCACUGUUGUCAAUCAAAAGGAUAUAAAAAACGUUAUUGAAGAAGAAUCAUCGACACCAAUCCAUUCAUUAGGUGAAGUAGUGGAGAAAAAUAUGAAUGAUAACAUUGAUAAAGAAAAUGAAAUCUUAUUACCAAAUGAUUCAAUUACUGGGUCUAUGGAAGAGAAGAAAGAAAAAGAUGGACAUAUCGACCCUUUAUUAACUAUGAAAUCAACUAUGGAAUCUAUAAAGGAACCAAAAGAAGAUGAAGAUAUAACUGUAGCAGAAAUAACAUCAUGUACUAAUUCUUCAUCUGUAAUUUUAGAAAUUCAAAUGGGUGUAGAAAAAGUGAUCGAAGAAGUGCCCGCCGAACUAAUUAAUUCUAAAAUAAUUGGAGAAAAAACGAAAGUGAAUAUAGAUACAGAAUAUGAAACAAUUUUACUAACUGAAUCAACAAUUGAAUCUAUAGCAGAACCAGAAAUAAAUGAAGAUAUAACUCAAACAAAAAUAGUAUCAUGUACUGCUCCUUCCAAUGCAACUAUAAACGUUCAAACUGAUUUAGAAAAAGUAAUUGAAGAAAGAUCUAAGGCACCAAUUAAUUGUUCAGAUGAGGAAGUGGGUGGAAAAUCGAAUGUAAAUAUUCAUACAGAAAAUGAAAUUCUUUUACCUAUUGAAUUGACCAUGGAAACUAUUACAAUACCGAAAACAGUAGAGAAUAUAACAAAAACCAAAAUUUCAUCAUGUACUGAUUCCUGCAUUUUAACUGUAGACGCUCUAACAGAUGCUGAGAAAGGGCUUGAUGUAGUUACCCCAGAACCAAUAAAUUAUUCAGGAGCGGUAGUUGCGGAAAAAACUAAUAUGGAUAUUGGCACCGGAAAAGAAACAAAAUUACCAAUAUUAACAUCAACCCCUUCAGUGGAAGAUAGGAAAUCAAUAGAAGGAACUACUGAAAUUGUAUUACCAAUUAAAUCAACUAUGGUAUUCAACAAGGAACCAAAAGUAGUAGAAGAUAAAACGGUAACUGAAAUAACGCUAUGUACUGAUUUUGCAUCUUUGAACUUAGAAACUAAAAUAGAUGUAGAAAAUGUGACCGAUGAAGUAUCUAUGGCACCAAUUAAUUCCUUUGAUGAAGAAGUGGGUGGGAAAUCGAAAGUAAAUAUUGGUACAGAAAAUGAAACAGUAUUACCAAUUAAAACAUCUACUGGUCUAGUGGAAGAUAGGAAAGCAAUAGAAGGAUCUACUGAAUUAAUAUUACUAAUUGAAUCAAAUAUAGAAUUUAAAGAGGAAUCAAUAGUAGUAGAAGAUAUAAAUGUAACCGAAAUAACAGCAUGUACUGAUUCCUCAUCUAUAAUCGUAGAAACUAAAACAGGUUUAGAAAAAGUAAUCGAAGAAGUGCCCACAGUGCUAAUUAAUUCUUCAUGUAAGGUAAUUGGAGAAAAAACGCAAGUUAAUAUGGAUACAGAAUAUGAAACUAUUUUACCAAUAGGAUUAACCAUGGAAUCUGUAGAGGAACCUAAUGCAGUUGAAGAUAUAACUGAAACUGAAAUAGCAUCAUGCACUGAAUCAUCAACUGAAAAUAUGAUAGAUGUUCAAUCAAAUAAACAAAAAUAUAUGACAGAAAAAUCUCCAGUACCAAUUGAUUCUUCAGAUGUGGGCAGAAAAUCGAAAGUAAAUUUUGAUACAGAAGAUGAAACAUUUUUACCAAUGGUAUCAACAAAAGACUCUAUAGAUAAAGAGUUUGAUGAAGUUAUUCCAGAACCAAUUAAUUCUUCAGGUAACGCAGUGGUGGAGAAAAUUGAUAUGAAUAUUGAUACCGGAAAUGAAACAAUAUUACCAGUAAAAAAAUCUACUUCUUCAGUGGAAGAUAGGAAGGCAAUAGAAGCAACUGCUGGAAUUGUAUUACCAAUUGAAUUUACUAUGGAAUUCAAAAAGGAACCAAAAGUAGUAGAAGAUAUACCUGUAACCGAAAUAACAGAAUAUACUGAUUCCUGCAUUUUCACUGUAGACGGUCAAACAAACAUAGAGAAAAAGCUUAAUGUAGUUAACCCAGUAUUAUUUAAUUCUUCAGGUAAGAUAAUUGGAGAAAAAACGAAAGUGAAUAUGGAUACAGAAUAUGAAACCAUUUUACCAAUUGGAUUAACCAUGGAAUCUGUAGAGGAACCUAAUGCAGUUGAAGAUAUAACUGAAACUGAAAUCACAUCAUGCACUGAAUUUUCAACUGAAAAUAUGAUAGACGAUCAAACAAAUAAUAAAAAUUAUAUGGCAAAAAAAUCUCCAACACCAAUUAAUUCUUCAGUUGAAGAAGUGGGUGGAAAAUCGAAAGUAAAUAUUGAUUCAGAAGAUGAAAAACUUUUACCAAUUUUAUCAACAAAAGAGUCUAUAGAGGAAAUAAAAAUUGAACCAACUGUAGUUACUGAAACUAAUAUCCUAUCAUGUACGGAAUCUUCAACCAUAAUAAUUAAUUAUCAAAAUCAUACAGAAAAAAAUGUUGACGAUGUACUAAUUGAUUCUUUAGGUGAAGUAGAGGGGGAAAAUAUGAAUACUAAAAUUGUUACAGAGAAUGAAACACUCUUAUCAAAUUGUUCAACCGAGGAAUCAAUGGUGGAACCAAAAGUAGAAGAAGAUAUAACUGUAACCACAAAAACAGCAUCUGCUGAUUCUUCUACAUUAACCGUAGAUGUUCAAACAGAUGUGGAAAAAGUUAUUGAAGAAGAAUCUCCGUCACCAAUUAGUUCUUUAGGUGAACUAGUGCAGGAAAAUAUGUAUAUGAACAUUAAAACAGAAAACGAAACUUUAUUACCCAUCGAAUCAACUGUGGAAUCUAUUGGGGAACCAAAAAUUGAAAAUAUAACUGAACCUGAAAUCACAUCAUGUACUGAAUCUUCAACUGAAAUUAUUAACAAUCAAUUUCAUGCAGAAAAAAUUGUUGGCGAUGUACUAAUUGAUUCUUUAGGUGAAGUAGAGGGGGAAAAUAUGAAUACUAAAAUUGUUACAGAGAAUGAAACACUCUUAUCAAAUUGUUCAACCGAGGAAUCAAUGGUGGAACCAAAAGUAGAAGAAGAUAUAACUGUAACCACAAAAACAGCAUCUGCUGAUUCUUCUACAUUAACCGUAGAUGUUCAAACAGAUGUGGAAAAAGUUAUUGAAGAAGAAUCUCCGUCACCAAUUAGUUCUUUAGGUGAACUAGUGCAGGAAAAUAUGUAUAUGAACAUUAAAACAGAAAACGAAACUUUAUUACCCAUCGAAUCAACUGUGGAAUCUAUUGCGGAACCAAAAAUUGAAAAUAUAACUGAACCUGAAAUUACAUCAUGUACUGAAUCUUCAACUGAAAUAAUUAACAUUCAAUUUCAUGCAGAAAAAAUUGUUGACCAUGUACUAAUUGAUUCUUUAGGUGAAGUAGAGGGGGAAAAUAUGAAUACUAAAAUUGUUACAGAGAAUGAAACACUCUUAUCAAAUUGUUCAACCGAGAAAUCAAUGGUGGAACCAAAAGUAGAAGAAGAUAUAACUGUAACCACAAAAACAGCAUCUGCUGAUUCUUCCACUUUAACCGUAGAUGUUCAAACAGAUUUGGAAAAAAUUAUUGAAGAAGAAUCUCUUUCACAAAUUAAAUCUUUAGGUAAAGAAGUGCAAGUAAAUACAAAAAAUGAAACACUUUUACAAAUUGAUACAUCCACUAGUUCUGUGGAAGAAAUGAAAGAAAUCGAUGAACUUAUCAAAACUUUACUACCGAUUAAAUCAGAUAUGGAAUCUAUAAAGAAAGUGGAAGAUAUAAACGAAACAAAAAAAAUAUCAAUCACUAAUUCUUCCAUUAUAACCAAAGAUAUUCAAACAGGCGUAGACAUAGUUGAAAAUAAAUCUCCGACACAGGUUAAUUUUUCAGUUAAUAUACUGGGGGAAAAUACGAAAGUGAAUAAUGAUACAGAAAAUGAUACAAUUUUACCAAUUGAAUCAGCCGAGGAAUUAACGGUGCAACCAAAAGUAGAAGCAGAUAUAACUGAAACCGCAACAACAUCAUGUACUGAUUCUUCUUCUGUACCCGUAGACGUUCGAACAAGUGUAGAAAAAGUUAUUAAAGAAGUAUCUCCAGCACCAAGUCAUUCAUCGGGUGAAGUAUUGGGUGAAUCUACAAAGUUGUAUAUUGAUACAGAAAAUGAAACACUUUUACAAAAUGAUAAAUCUAUAACGCCUGUAAAAGUAGUUUUAGAGGAAAAAAUUAUAGAAAACGAAUAUUCAACACCAACUUUUUCUCCAUUUUUAGAUGUGGAAAAACAAAUUAAUGCAAUUAUUGAUUCCAAAACAGAAACUCUAUUCCCAACUGGAACUAACACAACAUUUGUAAAUGAACCAAAUGUGGUGGAGCAUGUAUCUGAAAAUGAACAUGCAGCAUUUAUAGAUUCUUCAAUUACAAGCAUAAAGCAGCAAAUAAAAGUUGAUACUAAAACAGAAAUUGAAACAUUAUUACUUAUUGACAAUUUAACUGAAUCUAUUAAGGAACAAAUAGUUGAAACAAUUACUGAAAAUAAAACUCCAACACUAAUUGAUUCAUUAGCAGAAAUGGCAGGGGAAGGAAGUAAAGUGAACAUUGAUACAGAUAAUCAAACACAAUUAACAAUAAAUACAUCUUCUACAAUUGUAGAUGAUCAGAUCGUAAAAAAUUGUUCUGAAAAUGAAGCUCAAACUCCAAUACAUUGUGUUGCGAAUAUUGCAGAAGAACAGACAAAAGUGAACGUCGAACGAAAUAAUAAAACUAUCACACCAAUUGAUAUUUUUACCACAUCUAUAGAGGAACAGUUAAAUGUGGAAUAUUUAUGUGAAAAUGAAAACCCAUUACAUAUCGAUUCCGUGCCUACAAUGAUUAAGAAUCAAAUGAAAAUAAAUAUUGAAACAGAAAAUGAAACUUUAUUAUCAAUUGAAAAUACAUCUUUCGAGGAUCAGAUGGAUGAAGUAGAUAAAAUAAUUCAAAAUAAUUUGUUGGUUGAUUUUUCAGUUGCAACUGAAUUAAAGGGAUAUGAAAUAUUAACUGAUAUAGAAACAGAACCAACAACAUCAAUUGACACUUUAAAUACAACGGUGAACAGACGAGCAGUGAAAGAAAAUUUUAAAGCAAUCGAAAGUAGAAUACAAAUUGCUACAUCAGCAGCAUUCGAAGAAGAACAAAAAUCGAUAGAACAUAUAAGUGUAAAGGAAAAUGUACUUUCAAUUGGCACUACCACUGCGUCUGUAGAGGAAGAGAUACAAGUAGAAGAAGCUAUCGAAAAUGAAUCGGCUACAUUAAUUAGUUAUUCAACUAUACACGAUAUAGGAUCUUUAGAAGACCAAAAGUAAUCAAAAAUGAUACUACGGCAAUGAAGUCUUUUGUU
Molecule: messenger RNA, 11397 nt
Organism: Acyrthosiphon pisum (pea aphid)
Lineage: Eukaryota; Metazoa; Arthropoda; Insecta; Hemiptera; Aphididae
Exons: 2
Coding region: 317-11362 (3681 amino acids)
Source: RefSeq, a predicted model, not a curated record